ACGCAAUAUGGUGAAUACGACGGAUGCUUGCGAGACUCGCGAUCCGUGUCAACAUGGCGGCAUUUGCAUUUCUACGGACAGCGGACCAAUCUGCGAAUGUCGCACCGGUGAUUACGAAGGUGCAUACUGCGAGAAAGAGGCAUGGAGCACUGUGCUGCCCACGGCGGGUGCUGGUGAUUACUGGGCUUUGGAUUACAACAAAGCCCCCUCGGAAGCGUCCUUUAGAGGAACUGAGUAUCUCACGAUAGAUUUGAGCAAAGGAGAACCGGUGCUCAGUACACAGGAAUAUGUAAGUCUCCAGUUCAGAACGAGACAGCCAAAUGGACUUUUAUUUUAUUCCGGAGAGGGCGAUGAUUAUCUCAUCAUAUCGCUGAGAGACGGAGGUGCCGCGGUCGGGAUGACCCUGGCCAAAGGGAGAUUGGAUCUGCACAUAAAACCAGCCAGGGUGCGGUUCGACGAUCAUCAAUGGCACAAAAUCGUCGUCCACCGAAAGGUUCAAGAGAUUUCUGCAAUAACCAGCUUUUGCAGGCUCUCUGCUCUUGUCGAUGGGAUUUACGCUGAGCAUGGUCAUACUGCGGGAUCGUUCACACAUUUGGCGAGCGAUCGACUUCUCGUCGGCGGAGGCGCUGAUGCAAGGUCCUUACAGGGCGCCAGAGGGAUCAACAACUUCGUCGGAUGUCUGAGAAAGGUGGAGUUUGCCGCCGAAGGAGUGAAAAUGGAGUUGAUUGAAGCCGCCAGAAGCGGAGCGGCGGGUGCUGCGGCUUGGGGAAAGAUGGAUUUUCACUGUCGCGAACCCAGAGCCUCAGACCCGAUCACGUUUACCACCAGGGACUCGCAUCUCAAGGCCGGAGGAACGAUAACCUCGAGGCGACUCCACGGCGCUUUGGUCACCUUCACCAGCCCAGAGUCCCACCUGGUUCUGCCACCCUGGAAAGCCGCCAAGUCCGGGAGUAUAUCCUUCAAAAUUCGUACGAACGAACCAAAUGGAUUGAUCAUGUACAGUCGCAGCGGAGCGCACACGAGGCAAGAUUUAUUUGCCUUCGAAAUUCUUGGCGGACAUCUUUAUCUGCACGCCGAUCUCGGAAGUGGUCCCAUUAAAGUAAGAUCGUCAAAAACACGCGUAGAUGAUGGCAUCUGGCACGACGUUUCCCUAAGAAGAGUCGAGAGGGAUGGUCGCGUUACUGUCGAUAGCUACACAAUGGAAUUUCGUACGCCAGGAGAUUCCACGCAAUUAGACUUGGAUGGCUUAUUAUACAUCGGUGGUGUAGGUGCACCCUUUGCACCCUUAACUGUCCCGCCCGUUCUGUGGACGGGCGCUCUUCGACAAGGCUACGUGGGUUGCCUAAGAGAUCUUGUCAUUAAUGGACAACCAAUAGACAUCGCGGGAUACGCACAACAACAGGAUUCAGGUGCAGUAAGACCAGCAUGUCACAUUCAACCCCCACAUUGUCCUUCUCAGCCGUGUAUGCACGGUGGCCAUUGCCUCGAAGGGUGGAAUCGAUUUCAUUGCGAUUGCACUGGCACACCUUUCACAGGACCCACUUGUGGCAAAGAUGCGUCGACGCUACAUCUGAACGGCACACAACAAAUGUCGGCAUUGAUGCCGGAGGACUCCAGAACACAGGCGGAGGAGGUCAUCGUACGAUUCAAAACGACAAGACCGCGCGGGCUUCUAUUAGCGACUAGCUUAGAAAACAGCGCCGAUCGCUUGCAGAUCUAUCUAGAUGAGGGCAAGGCGCAAAUGGUAAUUCACAUCGGAGAUCGAGAGAAGUCAUUGGUGGCUGGGCAAGGACUUAAUGAUGACAUGUGGCAUACACUGAGGUUCUCCAGGCGAUCCAAUUCGCUCAAAUUCCAGGUCGACGAUGAAGCGGCAAUACGAGCGGAGACGCAACUGGGAAAGCAGAGCAUCUUGGAAUUCCGCACUCUCCACGUAGGCGGAUAUCUUCACGCAGGUGAGGACAUACCGCAUUUCGUGGGUCAAUUGCAGCAGAUCUGGUUCAAUGGAUAUCCAUACUUGGAGAUUGCGCGCAGCGCUGGGAGCCAUCAAGCCUCGCAUCAGGGUGUCACGCCCAUCAUUCGGGUUACCGGCAAAUUUGGAAAGAGGAAUCAUCCAGUUCACCAUCCGGUGACCUUUACCUCCAAACACACCUUCGUAGGUCUUCCGGUGCUCAAGGCGUACGUGGAGACUAACAUCUAUUUCCAGUUCAAAACACGCGAGGCAAACGGCUUGAUCCUUUAUAAUGCCGGAAGGGAGCAUGAUUUCAUUGCGGUCGAAUUGGUAAACGGACACGUUCAUUACGUGUUUGACCUAGGCGAUGGUGCUGUUAGGGUCAGGGACACUUCGAAGUCCAAGUUGAACGAUGGCAAAUGGCAUGCCGUCAGUAUCGGUAGACCUGCAUCAAAGAGACACACUCUCGCUGUAGAUGACCACGUGACCGCCGUCAACAGUCAGGGCAGCAACGAGAAUCUUGAUCUCGAUGGCAUUUUGUACAUAGGUGGUGUGGAAAAGACGCAAUACGGCCAAUUACCGAAGCAGAUUCUCAGCCGUCAUGGAUUCGAGGGAUGUCUAGCGUCACUAGAUCUCAGCGGGAAAGCACAUCUCAUUACCGAUGCCGUCGUGCCAAGUUCUCUCAUUACAUCCGGAUGCGACAUUUACACCAACUUGCAUCCGGGCAAGAAGUGCACUCAUGAUCUCUGCGCCAAUCAUGGGACAUGCGUGCAGCAGUGGAAUAGCUAUACAUGCGACUGCGACAUGACGAGUUUUACCGGGCCGACUUGUAAUGACGAGGCUAUCGCUUACGAAUUUGGAGCCGGAAGAGGAAUUAUCACGUAUACCUUUCCGCCUGAUCGUCGACCGGAAAUGAAGCGGGAUACUGUGGCUUUUGGUUUCGUCACCGGCGUUAAUGACGCUGUAUUGCUUAGGAUAGAAUCUGCGUCAAGUAAUGAUUAUCUCGAAAUCGAAAUUGUGGAAGGUAACGUUUUCGCGGUUUAUAAUAUGGGCACCAAUGAUCAUCCGAUCGGCGAGGUUGGCGUGAAAGUUAACGACAACCAAUAUCAUGUGGUUAGAUUUACCAGAACAGGGCCGAACAGCACGUUACAAGUCGAUGACUACAAUUUGCAAUCUAAUCAUCCAUCGGGUCAUCAACUGACAGUAUUCAACAGCCAGUCGACUAUUCAAGUGGGUGGUCGAUGGAAUCGCAGUAAGGGCAGAGUGGAAAGACCAUUUCUCGGUGUAAUAGCCGGCUUAGUCGUCAAUGGUGCUAGAAUCUUAGAGCUGGCAGCAUCUAAAGAUGGCAAAGUUACGACCAGAGGAGAUGUGCAGCUUCUACCAGCCGGGAGUCUUUUGGAUCGUGCUGCGCCUUUGCAAAGAAUGCAACAGACGCCCGCAUCCGGUUUUCCCGGCGUCAUGGACGACCUUAUAUUCUCCGGCGCAGGAAGUGGCUGCGCCGGAGAUGACGAGGACGAGGAGUGUACUCCAAUCUACGAGUCAGGCUCCGAUGAUAUCAUCACACCAGUAUACGUAGCGCCCACACGAUUACCGACGACAUUGAGGCCAAAGCUGCAUAAAGAAAAUAUUCAAGAACGUCCAUCCUGCGACGAUGAGGAAGACUGCGAGGAGGGCUCCGGCGAUCUCAGAACAACGGAAGAGAUUUUCGUCACUUCGGCUUCCGAUAUCAGCUCGGUGACGUACACGACGCCUCGUGAGUACUCGACGAGCCAUACCAGCAUCCAGACGACGUCGUCGGCGUCGUCGACAACGUUGAAUCGCGACGUCGUCACCGUCUCCGUCCAAUAUAAUGUGUCAACCACAGACCUCGAGACCAGCCAUAGCAGCAGCGUCGUGACGCAUCGAUCGACAACCGUGACGACGCAAACAAUCCCGACGGAGAUGACGGAGCCGCCACCGCCGCCUCCACCACCGGUGUACCCACCGAUGCCCACUCCGCCCAAGAACAACAAUAAUAAGCGGAUUACGUCCGAGGCGGCCGAGAACGCCGCGCUUAUAAUCGGCAUCAUAGCCGCCGCGCUGAUAGCGAUAGUCCUGAUUAUACUAAUAAUCCUCAAGUUUAAGAACCGGCCGGAAACGAGCUACAAGGUGGACGAGACGAAGACGUUCUGCCAGGAUCCGAACGCGGCCUUGCUGGGCGCCGCGGGCUCCGGCCAGCCCUUCAACGGCGCCCUGAAAAAUGGCGCCAACGGCAGUAAAAACAAUAAGAAGCGAGAACUGAUAGAUAUUAAGGAGUGGUAUGUGUAAGGGGAGCAUCCACACUGGCAGGACAUUGCCUUGUGCUCGAGGCUUGUGUACAGGGGACAUGCCAGGACGUGGGAUCGAGAUCGUGCUCGUCUUUUGUCGCCUUUCGUCGUCGGAAAGAAUCGAAGGUCGAGAGAGGCAGAGGAGACUAAGCGAAAUGGUCCUUCGAGGGUCUCGGAGCAUCCUUGGAAAACUCUUAGAUACAAGUUCGCUUGGAUGCAAGAGAGAUUCCGAGAUUCCAAGGAUCUGCCUCGAAGCUCGAUGGUACAACCGUAUAUUCUUCAAGAGAAUUUUCCUCGAGCUGUUCAACGCGCGAUAGACAAUUUUCACGAAGUUGUCUUGCGAAAUUAACGACGGACUUACGAUAUUAUUGCGCGAAUGGAAACAAUCCGUCAGCUGAGCGAAGAAAAGGAUCAUUAUUUAGAAAAUUACGUGUAGUUAGGAAGACUUGUGUCGUUUAAUAAUCUCCUGUGAGAAGGAUUGAAAACGCACGAGGGACGAUCGACGAUCGGCGGAUCAAGUAUCCUUGAUAUAGUACGUUUUCUAAGAACUCACUUUAAGAUUGAGAUCGAUAGAUCGAUCAUAACACUAUAUCGACGGGGAUUGGAAACAUAGGCGAUUUCUCUUUAAUUCUAAUGCGAAUUGAGGGGAAAUCGAUCGCACGUAGGAAGAUCCAUCUCGCAAAAAGAAGUAAUGAGACGCGAGACACCGAUCUAGCGCUUCUCCUCUUAUUUCCUCGACGUGAAAUCUCAGGACAAAAUUUAGGCACGUGAUAAGGAUCGUAAACGUUCUAAAAAGAUCUUCUUCUCUUUUUGUUUAUUUUGUUUCAUUAUUCAUUUUUCGAGACGAUUCUUUUUCGGAUAACGAUUGCUGGUGCUGCUCGAUUUUUUAGUAUAAUUAACACUUUAGGACAAGGCAAUUCGCCGGCAAUCGAAAGAUCAGCAUUUGUAAGUAAGACGUUGGUUAACACGAGGCAACUUUUUUGUCUCGGUCCAGAAUGACUUCUCGACGAGGAACGAAGAGGAAAACGACCGCGACGAUCGUGAAAUUAAUCGUAGGAAUUAAUUGAAAAGACAGGAACGUUGAAGGUGAUAUUAGCAGUGACUGAUUCGGAUGAAUCUUAGCGAAGUAACUUGCACUGAUGAGGUAGGUUAUUUUUAUUAUUUUGUGGAUUUUACUUCCAACAUCCUCUCUCCAUGAGCGCGACGUUGGAUCGACCCCAGGCACAUGUUGAAGAACACGUUAAUUUCAGAGUAUAUGUAGUGAUCUGUUAUUUAUUUAUAAAAUUAAAUUAUCUGUCUAUUAAAGGUUAGAUAAGAUGUUCGAGAGCGAUUUGUACGAUCUUUUAAAUAAGAAACAAUACGUAAGAAACUAAGAGAAAUGCGCACGGAUGUUUCAUACUAUUUAUUGCUAUAAGAUUUUAUGAAUGUUGUAAAAAAUCCGGAGAAAUUAAUAAUCUGUGGGAAAUAGAUGAGAUAAAUAAUUUUAUGUUAUUUAUUUAUUAAUUUAAUAUAAAGAAUAUAUAGAAAUAUGAUUUGUGUGUGCAAAUUCAUUGAUUUGAAAUAUAAAUGAUCUCACAGAGAAAGUAGAUUAUAAUUUUUU
This is a messenger RNA of Pogonomyrmex barbatus (red harvester ant), 5854 nucleotides long. RefSeq names its product neurexin 1 (gene Nrx-1). Gene Ontology annotation, molecular function: calcium ion binding. The record is from RefSeq and is a predicted model, not a curated record. NCBI's taxonomy places the organism in Eukaryota, Metazoa, Arthropoda, Insecta, Hymenoptera, Formicidae.